GUGCACUCUGGGCAAAAUGAUGAGGUUUAAUUUCAUGUUAAGAUGAUAAAAUAUAAAAUAGCAUUACUAAAAAGGACAAAUAACAUAUAGAGAAGUAUGCACUUGACAAAUACCACGUUGUUUCUUCACCUUACCAAAAUAAGAAAUAAUCUAUUGCCCUCCAGGCCAUGUUUUCUUCCAGUUUACCGAUCCAGGGAGCAUGGAAGAGUGAUUUCCAAGGAGUAUGAGUUCAUCAUGAUGAACAGAUCCACUGCACAGAUAAGGGGCAUACAUAUCACAAACACAUCUCUUCAGCUUCAAGUUUUUUAAAUCCCAUCCUCCCCCAUGGAUGUAUUAAUAGAGCUACAUAUGUUGUGGCAGAGUCAGCCUUGCUUCCAAUUUGUCCAAGUGGCCAAAAAUCUUUUGUUCACACUCAUAGUUGCACCUAUCAAACACAUCAUAUCAGUGCAUUGACAUGCCAGGAAUUUUGUGUCACUGAGAACUCUGUGCAGUGCCAUCUCGAAGCUACAAUUUACAUCUCAGUUUAGAAUUUUUUUAACUUAAAAUCCACAAACAAAUCAGAGUUGCACUGUUUUGUUCAAGUUUCAACCCUUAGUGUACCUUCUGUUUGCCAGCAGGGCCAUCUCUAUUCUGUUGGCUGCACUUUUCUUCUGUUCCCUUUUGGACUUAAAGGAAGCCCAGAUACCGGUCCCAUGGACUAGCAGGUAGGCUGUGUGGAUGCAGAGGACAAACCAUCAGACAAGUGUAGGCAACUCGUUCAGGUUUCACUCUGAAGAAUGGAGGAUUUCUACAUUAACAUCACCUCACAGUACAAAAGCUAUCAUCACAGCAACAUCACCUCCCACUAUGAUCAUGAUGAGCCCAAGAAUGAUGAUUCUAACAAAAAAGUUUACUUCAUCAUGCAUGUGGCGAUAUGCAUAAUCAUUAGUAUCGGUCUUCCUUUGAUCUUCGUGGCCAUCCAUGCUCUUUAUUCUCUGGUGCGAAACGAUCAUGUUGUUCCGAUCUACGCCAUCAACCUUCACGUUUCUGACAUCAUUAAGUUCUGCUGCAUGAUCGGUGAGAUGGCAGAACCUGAGGAUUGGAAGACACCAAAUAUCUUCUCUUAUAUUCACAUCCAUUGUCUGAAUACCAGUGUUUACUUCAUGGCGUGUGUCGCCUUGGAAAGGUAUUUGGUCAUCGCCUGCCCACUGUGGUACCGCUGCAGACGAAGCAUCAAGACCUCUGUGGUGGUCUGUGUGGUGGUCUGGGUCCUUCCUCUUGUCUUUCUCCUCAUUGUCUUUUUCUUGGAUAAUACUGAUAGAGUCUUAGAAAUCUCCUCCUCCGUCCUCCUCCUCCUUCCCUUCCCACUGUUCAUAUUCUUCCUGGGUGGGACCCUCAAAGCCCUGUCUCCCAGCCGUGUCCCCUCUGACGAAAAACGACGAAUUGUGAGAACUUUGGUCCUGGUGCUGCUUACUUACACGCUGCUGUUCCUGCCCACCAUCAUUGGGUUCCUGUCAAAGGGAGCAAGAGAUAACGAUAACUUCAGUAACCUGUUUGUCAUGUUUGAUAAGUUGAGUCCUCUUGCAGACUUAGUUCUGUAUGUUUUCAUGAGGAAAGGGACCAUAGACCAGAAUGGACAGUAAUGAUGUCAGCAUAUCAACAGCAUGAAUGAUGACAACAUUUACAGUCAGCUUCAUGCAGGCAGAGAAAGAGGGAGAGAGAGGAAGGGGAGAAAACAGGAGGAGAAAUGUGGGAAAAUAGAAAGGAUGGAGACAGACGGAUUCUGCCAUCUACUGAUAUGAUUUCCAGUAAGACACCUAGCUGUAGAUAAAAGGAAGCUUUGGUUUGACUCUGCUGUGGGAGAACUGGUUGCUGGGAAAUGUUUUGGUAAACUUGUUCUGGUUCACUGUGACGGCUUCAACAAAUGUAAACAAAAUAUGAUUUUAUUAGUGUGUUAGCUGUAAGUCGGUGUCUAUCAUUAUUAUCCUUUAAUCACAGAAGCAAACCAGAUAUUAUUUUUUGAUUAACUGAGCUCAUUAUAGCCGCCUUGCUGUCAUAUUCCUAAAUCUUAAUUUUGACUGUUUUUUGUAUGUUUAACACAGGGAGAGCAUCUUAACAAGUCUUUAAGACUUGUUUCAAUUUUGGUCUCUCAUAUACAUUUGAAUUUAGUUAUUUACUUUUCCUUGUAAAUAAUAAUUUCCUUUACUUUUCCUUGUAUGACAUACUAAUACUCUGGUAUGUACAUUAUAACUGAGACUGUGUCCUGUGUCUGUCGUACAGUCUGUCUAACCGUAAAGGAUCUUGAUCUGGAUUGGGGGCGAGGUGUGAGGGGGCUGGGACGAAGUGUUGUAAUGACCAAUACAUUUACAGGAAUAAUUUAUUCCAUAAUUAAAAUUUCAAUGAAGCUGACUGGACUCUAUAAACAUACAGUUUACAUGUUUCCAUUCCAGCCUUCUCUUGAGGUUAAUGGCACCAUUUAGUUACAACUCGAAGAAAAACAAAGUAGUCAUCAAGUUUGUCACAGCAAUUUGUACAACAUUAUUUGGGAAUUUUAUUUAAAAGUAAUCAAGAAACGUUGCCAUGAAUGGUCCCCAGAGGAUGCAACUUACUGAUGUUGUUUAUCUCCUGACUUUUCCUUUCGCACCACGGUCCGUGUAUCAUCCGAUCAUCAAUUAAUCCAUUCAAUCUGGCAAACGAAAAACUAAAUGAGGGGUCAGAAUUUAGAUUUUUCAUUUUUUGUAAUCUUUACCAAAGGAAAAUGAAAACCCUGUUUUGUUAGUUUCAUCUUGAAAUGGGAAAUGUAAUAAACAAGAAAA
This is a messenger RNA of Siniperca chuatsi (mandarin fish), 2795 nucleotides long. RefSeq names its product mas-related G-protein coupled receptor member A8-like. Gene Ontology annotation, biological process: phospholipase C-activating G protein-coupled receptor signaling pathway; positive regulation of Rho protein signal transduction. Gene Ontology annotation, cellular component: membrane. Bases 777 to 1622 code for a protein of 281 amino acids. The record is from RefSeq and is a predicted model, not a curated record. The transcript has 5 exons. NCBI's taxonomy places the organism in Eukaryota, Metazoa, Chordata, Actinopteri, Centrarchiformes, Sinipercidae. Gene Ontology annotation, molecular function: G protein-coupled receptor activity.